This is a messenger RNA of Paramecium sonneborni, 11895 nucleotides long. The record is from the annotation of a GenBank genome assembly. NCBI's taxonomy places the organism in Eukaryota, Ciliophora, Oligohymenophorea, Peniculida, Parameciidae.
AUGAGUCAAAAAAGAAUGACUAUUGCUCCAAUAGUUAAAGCUUAAUUACCUAAGAUUAAUUUCUCAUAGGCUAAAAGAGAACAACUUUUAGUAGAUGAACUAUUACUAACUCAAUAACAUUUUCAUGAUUCCCGGUAUGCAAUCAUUUAAAUUUAGUGAGCUUGUCAAUAAUAUUAUUAAUGAAAAAAACAUGGAUGCAGUAAAUUAAUCUUUUUAAGAUUAAUAAGUGAGUUAUUAAGCAAUAAAAUAGAAGCUUGAACCAACUAGAGAAAUUUUUUAAUAAAAGUAACUUUUUUAGAAAUUAAAUAAAGAAUUAUUACUAAACCAUUUACUAGAUAGGCAAGAUCAAAUUCAAGGAAUAGAGGUUAGCAUUCUAUGAUUAUUACUAUAAGAGAGGAUUCAAAUUUUUAAUGGAUGAAUGAUUUAUACAAAAAAAAUAUUAAAACUAAUUUACCGAAACCAGCUAGAAACCCUGUAAAAAUAUAAGAGAAUUUUAGUCGUUUGUCAAAUAGGAAAAAUAUGUCAUUUCAAGAAAAAGUAAAUGAUGAAGAAAUGAAUUUUGAAUUUCAAGGUCUAAAUACCAAUAAAACUUUAAAAAAUUAUUUAACUUGGGAUGAUCCCUAAACUCCAGAAGAGAUUAUACAAUAAUUUAAGAACGAUAAAUCUUAUCAUGCUAAAUGUCCAUUUUACGAAGGAAAUGGAUACCUUUGGACAGAAGUCUAAAUUUUAGAUUUUGAUUAAAUACAAUAAAAGUAUAUUGUUAAGAUCAUGAAAAAUGAUUAAGUAAAAACUAUAAGUAGAUUAUCUUUAAUGUUAAAAACUGAAAAUGAGACUGAAUUUAAUUAAAGACUUUAAUAAUGUAGAAUUUUAUAAAAAUAAGCUGAAGAAGAAUUAAGAUUUUUUAAAUAUGUCAAUACUAUACCUGAUUAAUUAGUGACUGCUAUGCCUAUUUAGACAAAAAUAAAUAUUAAGAAGAAGUUAAAAUUGAAUAAAUAAUAGCAUGUAGAUUUUGAAUAAAUUGAGUUUGAAUAUAAAUUAUUUAUGAAGAAAUUCCUUACACUUUAAAGAAUGAAUUAAAGCGAAUACAUUAAAGAUUUUAUAUAAAAUAGAAUAAAAAUGAGAAAUGUGAAUGAUAUUUUAUAAAAGUAUCCUAAGCUAAAGAAUUUAAAAAAAGAUUUUCAAUAAGUGAAAUAAUAAAUUUCUUUGUCUCCUAUUUUAAAUAACAAAUAGAUUCUUUAAACUUUUGUAAAAAUUCAAACUAUAAAAGUGUAAUCUUUUGAAUUAUUACCUACAAGUUAUGCGUAUGGAUAAUUACCAUUUAUUUUAUCCAAUUUAGAAACAUAUAAUUAAUAAAUGCAUAAUGUAUUAAAAUUAACAAUGUUUAACAAUUGGAGAAACUAAGUUAUUCAAGAUGUUUAAGAUAGUUUAAGAACAUAGUUUAAUUUUUAUUAAACUGAUGAUAUAGGAUAUUAAAAAUCCUAGUUAUGUUUAUUAUUAAAAAGGAUAGAUUAAUAAUUCAGUUAUCAAAAUAUGAUAAAUUUGGUUGAAAUGAAUAUAUAGAAAUGGGUUAAUCAUAUAAAAUCUUUUACAGAAGAAUCUGAACAAUUAAGUAAAGAAUCCUUUAUAUAAAUAAAUAUUGCUAUACAAUAAUUAAUUCGUAAGAAAACAGUGUUACAUAAAUAAUCAACAUUUGGAGAAGAGAGAUACUUAAUUUUUGAACCAACUAGAUAAUAGAUUAUAGCUGCAUUAGUAAAUCCAAUUUAAUUAAUAAAAGAAACUAUUUAAUAGGUUAAUAAGGUAGAAAAUGAUAUAAUGCCUUUAUUAGAUUUAAGAUAAACAUAAUCUGUAGAUAUGGAGUUAAUAUAUCAUCAGUUCGAUUCGGCAAUAGAAUAAAUUGUAUCGUUUAUUGAUAUCUCUUUUAAAAAACCAAAUUUAAUUUUAGAUUAAUUUAACGAAUUCUCUUAUUUAUAUACAAAGAGUCAAAGUCAUUUAAUGAAACGAUUAUUUGGUGAUUCAAAAGAAAAACCAUCAAUAACAUAUAUUGAACUUGAUAAAAUAAAGGAAAAAUUGAAUUAUUAUUUAUAAACAAUUUUUUAAAUAGAACGAAUUUGUAUAGAUGAAAAGAAUUUUUCAUUUUUUUAAGUGAAAACAAAAUAAGCAAAAUAAACAUUAAUUUAAAAGUCUCAAGAAAUUAUUAGUGGAAUUUUAAAUAGAUUAAGUGAAGUGUUAAUUGAUAAUAUAUAAAGAAUAGGUAAAUUAUAUUAAGAUAUGUGUGAAAAGAUAUUGGAAGAACCAAAAGAAGAACAUGAAAUGGUUUAAUUAAAGAAUUUUAUAGCAGAAACAGAAGUAAAUUUAGCAAAAUUAGCAAAUGAAGUAAAUAUGUUAUUUUAAACAUUGGAUCUAUUACAUUAAUAUUAAUAUUAAUUUGAUAGUAAAGAAAUUGAAAAUUUAUGGUUAUUAAAAUAGUGGCCUUCAGAAAUAAAAAUAGCCUUAGUUGAAGGCCAAAGAAAUGUAAAUUUAAAAGAGACAAAAUUUACAGAGAAAUUAGAUUAAGAAAAGGAAUAAUUCAUAAGAGAAUUAUUAAUUUUGGAGAAAUAAGUUGAUGAAAUUAAAUUUUAUGAAGAUUAUUCUUAAGUAAAGAUUUAUGCAUAGAAUGUAAUGGGAUUAAAAGAAAAAAUAAAUAAUUAUUAAGAUAAGGUGAGAUCAUUUAAUGAUAGAGAGAAUUUAUUCAAAUAACCUUUAAGUGAUUAUGAUGAUUUGAUUAAAAUUAAAUAAGAUUUUGAUCCAUUUUAUAAAAUUUGGGAUUUAGCAAUAGAAUUUGACAUUGAUAAGUAAGAAUGGUAUUAGGGCUUAUUCAUAAAGUUAUAAUACAGUUAGAUUGAAAGAAAAGUGAUUUAGUAUUAUUAGAAAGAAACAUUGUUGCUGAUAAAGUUUUUUUAGGAUUAAUCUAAUGAUAAGGCUUUGAGAUUAUUAAGUGACUUAAAGAAGGAUUUAGAUAAAUUUAAAGAAGUGAUGUGGUUGAUAGAAUUUUUGAAUUGUGAAGCUAUAUAAAAGAAACCUAAAACAUGGGAUGAGAUAUAUGCUACAUGUGGUUUUGUUGGAGAUGACAUUACACUUACUUAAUUAUUAGAACAUAAUUUAUUAUAAUUUAAAAUUUAGAUAGAAGAUAUAUCUAAAAGAGCUACUUAUUCAUAUGAUAUUGAGAAAAGACUUAAUUCAGUUGUCGAUAAAUGUAAAGAAAUUAAAAUAGAAUUCAUUAGUAAUUCUAAUAUAAUGAAAAUUGAUGAAACAUAAAUAUUAUUAGAUGAAUAAUUGAAUCUUGUUUUAUUAUUGAAAUAGAGUCCUUAUGUUGUAAUGGAUAAGGCACAAGGUUUAGAGAGAAAGAUUAUUCUUAUAUAAGAUACAUUAGAAAAUUGGAGAUCUACUUAGAGAGGAUAUAUUUAUUUAUAACCAAUCUUUUAAUCUGAAGAUAUAAGAAAAAAAUUACCAUAAGAAAAAAAUAAAUUUGAUUAUAUAGAUAGAUUUUGGAAGUAAAUAAUUGAUAACUUUUUGAAGGAUCCUUUGGUAUGGGAAAAUAUUGAAAACGAAAGAUAUAAAUAAGAAAGCAAACAUUGUAAUGAUUUAUUAGAUUAUAUUCUAAAAGGAUUAAAUGAUUAUUUAGAAUAAAAAAGAAAGGUUUUUCCAAGAUUCUUUUUUUUAUCUGAUGAUGGACUAUUAGAAAUAUUAGCAUAAACAAAAGCACCUUUACUUAUUAAUAAACAUAUUUAAAAAUGUUAUGAAGGUAUAAAUGAAUUACAGUUUGAUGAGAAUAAUGAAAAUAUUCUAAAAAUCAUUUCUCCAGAAAAAGAAGUAAUUAGUCUUUAUAAAUCAUGUAAUGUUAUAGAAAAUGAAAAACUUGGUAAUGUUGAAAAAUGGUUGUAAGAAACAGAUUAGAUUAUUAUUGAAACAAUGAAAAUAACAAUGAAAGAAUGUUCAUAAGAUAAUGAUAAAAAUUGGUAUAUGAAAUGGCCAUCAUAAUGUAUUUAAACAAUUACACAAGUUAAAUGGACUUAAUCAAUUGAGUAAGCUUUAAUUUCUUAAAUUUCUUUAGAAAACAUAUUAUAUCAAAUAAAAUAAUAAAUAAAAAUAUUAGUAAAAUUUUUAGAGUAGAAAAAUUUAAAUAUUUAUUAAAGAAUUUAAAUAAGUUAAAUAAUUAUACUUUUAGUACAUAAUCGAAGCUAAACAGAAAGAUUAUGCAAAAUUGAAUAUUUAAAAGAGUCUGAUUUUAAUUGGUUAAUUAAUUUGAGAUUCUAUGAUGAAAAGAUUUUAAGAGUUUCGUUAUUGUCUUGCAAUAUUUAAUAUGGUUUUGAAUAUUAUGGUUUAACAUAAAGAUUAGUGAUUACUCCAUUAACUGACAGAUGUUAUAGAACUUUGAUUAUGGCAUUUUAAAAUCAUUAUGGUGGUGCUCCUGAAGGACCAGCAGGAACUGGUAAAACAGAGACUGUUAAAGAUUUAGCUAAAUGUUUAGGAAUUUAGUGUAUAGUUUUUAAUUGUUCAGAAGGCUUAAAUGUUAUAUCAAUGAGUAAAUUCUUUAAAGGUUUAAUUUGUUGUGGAGCAUGGUGUUGUUUUGAUGAAUUUAAUAGAAUUGAUUUAGAAGUCUUAUCAGUUGUUGCUUAAUAGAUUAUUAUUAUUUAAUAAGGUAUCAAAGAAAAAAAAAAAUUAUUAUUUUUUGAAACUGAUGAAUAUACUUUAAAUAAAUCAUGCUAAAUAAAUAUAACUAUGAAUCCAGGAUAUAUUGGUAGAUAUGAAUUACCAGACAAUCUUAAAAUAUUGUUCAGGCCUUGUGCAAUGAUCUAACCAGAUUAUUAAUUGAUUACUGAAAUCUUUUUAUAUUCUAUUGGAUUCCAAUAGGCUAAUUUCUUAUCAAAUAAAAUAAUCGUUGCAUUACAAUUAUUCUAAGAAUAAUUAUCUACCUAAGAUCAUUAUGAUUUUGGAAUGAGAUCAUUAAAAACUGUUUUAUAGACUAUUUCUUAAUUUGACAAUGAAGAUGAAGAGGCUAAAUGUAUUAAAGCUUUAAUCAAUGUGAAUUUAGGAAAAUUAAUAAAAUAAGAUGUUUAACUAUUUUUUUCUAUUAUAUAAGAUUUGUUUCCAAAUAGUAAUAUUGAAUAAAAUUAUGAUAAUCAAAGUUUGAAAGAUAUUUGUUAAAUUUUAAAACUUUAAUCAAAUGAAGUUUUCAUUUAGAAAUGCGUUUAAAUGGAUUAAUUAAUGGAAGUAAGCCAUGGAAUAAUGAUUAUUGGAGAAACUAUGAGUGGAAAAUCUUAAUUAAUAGAUGUUUUAGCUCAUAAACAUAAUUAUUAAAUAAAUAAGAUUAAUCCUAAAACAUUAUAAAUUGACUAAUUAUUUGGGAAAUUAGAUAGAAAUACAAAAUAAUUUUAUGAUGGAGUAAUCCCAAUAAUAUUUAGAUAAUAAAUUAAUCAAUUUAUUGUGUUUGAUGGACCUGUUGAUACAUAGUGGAUUGAGAAUUUGAAUACAGUUUUGGAUGAUAAUAAAAAAUUAUGUUUAAGUUCUGGAGAAAUAAUUAGACUUUAUGAUAAAACAUAAAUUAUUUUUGAAACUUCAGACUUAUAAUAAGCAUCUCCUGCAACUGUUAGUAGAUGUGGAAUGCUGUUUAUGGAAUAAUUAGAUUGGAAAAUUAUUUUAGAUAAUCAAUAUUUUAAUGAAACUAUGUAAAAGAAAGCUUUAUGGCUAUUUGAUUGUACAUUAGGUUUUAUUUAAGGUAAAUUUUAUAUUCCAUGCACAGAAUCUUAAUUAGUCUAAUAAACUUUGAAAAUGAUGAGAACAUUUAAUUAUAGGAAUGAUGAUUAAUAAUUAAACGUUUUAUUAUUUUGCAUUUUAUGGGUAAUUGGUGGAAUAUGUGAUGAAAUUUAAAGAAAAAUUAUGAAUUAAAUGAUUAUGAAAUUAAUCACUGCAUCAAAUGAUGUGAUUCAAUAAUUCUCAAUAAAAAAUAAGUAUUAAUAUGAACCAUAAGCAUUACAUUUAAGAUUCAUGGAACCUGUAAAUAAACCUAAUUUAUAUGAUUUUUAUUUUGAUAUCAAUAAAAAUUGUUGGCUAUUUUGGAGUGUUGAUUCUUAAUAAUCAUAAAUUAAUCAAUAAAAAUCAUUUGAUAAUCUUUAUAUAAAAUGUAUAGAUACUAUAAAGACUUAAUUUUGGAUAACUUAAAGUUUUUAAUAAAAAAUAAAUUUAAUUUUAAUAGGUCAAACAGGUUCUGGAAAAACAAUCUUAAUUUAAUAAACUAGAUAAUAAUUUUAAAAUUAUGCCUAGUUGCAAUUGAUGUUUAGUGGAUAGACUUAAUUAAAUUAUAUAUAAUAUUUAAUAGAAAGCAAAGUUAAUUAAAGAAGAUGUAAAGGACAUUAUGGUCCUGAAGAAAAUAAACCACUUUGUUUAGUUUUUAUAGAUGAUUUAUCACUGAAUGAAUAACCAAAUGAAUUAAUUAGAUAACAUAUUGAUACGAAAGGAUGGUAUGAUAUAGAAACUAAAGAAUUUAAGCAUUUAGAAGAUACAAUUUAUGUAUGUGCAACAUAAAAAUAAGUUAAUCCAAGAUUUAUGCGACAUUUCUUACUGUUAUAUGUUCCUUAGUAUUCCCCUGAAUCAUUGCUAAAGAUAUUUAAUACUUUAAAUUAAUGGAUUUUAAAUUAAUGGGGAUAGAAAUAAUUAGUUAAUAAUGCAAUAUUUAAAAUGAGUAACCUUAUUGUUAAUAAUACAAUACAAUUAUUUAAUUUUAUAAAAUAAGAAUAUUUACCAACACCUUCAAAAUGUCAUUAUAUUUUUAAUUUGAAAGAUGUUUGGAAAGUCUUUAAAGCAAUGCAUUUAGGAGAUAUUAGAUUAAUUCAGAAAGAUCGAGAUUUAGUAAAUCUAUGGUAGAAUGAGUGUCAAAGAAUAUUUUCAGACAGAAUGAUUGAUUCUGAAAAAUUCAAUGAAAAAUUAUUAGACUUAAUUUUAUAAAAUAUGAAAAAGAAUUAUGAAUUCAAGUAAUUUUAUUACACUAAUAUUAUUCCCAUUAGUAUUGAAAACCAAUAUUAUUCUAAACUCUAUUAUAGCGUAGAUAAAGAAGUCAUAAAAGAAUUUCUUAGCUAGAAAUUAAAUGAAUAUUAAAAAAUCAUAUAAAAUGUCAGCAUUGUUUUAUUUGAAUAUGCUAUAAAUCAUAUAAUAAGAAUUAUUAGAGGUUUGGGAUUUGGAAAUAUGCUCUUAAUAGGAUUAACAGGUAGUGGAAGAUAAUCGCUUUCCAAUUUGAGUUCUUACAUUAUGCAUGAUAAAGAAAUGAAUAAGUAUACUAAUGAUAAAGAUGAACUUCAAUAGAUCUUAAGAUAAGCAGGAUUGGAAUUAAAAUAUACUAUAAUAUAUGCUAAUUGCAAUCAAAUAAAGGAUAUAAAUUUAGAAUAAAUCUGUAAUCUGAUCAAUUUCGGUGAAAUGUAAAAUUUAUAUACUAGCGAAGACAAAAAUAAAUUAAUUGAAGAUUUAAAUGAGUUUCAUGUAAAUUAUUCAUAAUUUGUUAAAUAAACUCAUUAAAAUUUACACUUUAUUCUUAGUAUCAAUCCAAAUGGUGAAUAGUUUAGAAAUCGUCUUCGAUAAUUUCCUACAUUGAUAAACAAUACAACCCUUGAUUGGUUUACUGAAUGGCCUUAAGAAGCCUUAAUAGAAACAUAAUCAUAAUUUGAUGUCGAUGUCUUAAAUAUAUUUAGUGUAAUAAAGAAAGAAAGUCAAUAAUAUUGUAGAUAAUUUAAAAAUCAACAACCUUACCUUCAAAUUUAUUAACCAUCUUUCUUAGAAUACUUAAAAUAAUAUAAAAUCUUAUAUUCUUAAAAAUAGAAUGAAACUGAUAAAUUUAUAUAAAGAUAUACACAUGGAGUGGACAAAAUAUUAUAAACUGAAUCUGAUGUAACAUUGAUGAAAGCAACUUUAUAAGAGUUACAUCCAAAAUUACAUAAACUAACUCUAGAAAAUUCUCAUUUGCUUAUAAAUUUAUAAAAAAAGCAAAAAGAAGCAGAUAUUAAGAAACAGCAAUGUGAAUAAGAAGAAUAUGAAUGUACUUAAGAGAAAUUAAAAGCAGAUAAAUUAAGGAAAGAGUGCUAAGAAGAAUUAGAUAAAGUUUUGCCAAUACUAGCAGCAGCAACAUCUGCUUUAGAGAAAAUAACUAAUGAAGAUAUGAUUUAAUUAAAAUCAUUUUAAAAGCCUCCAUUAGCUGUUUCAAUUGUUAUGGAAGGAAUGUGCUAUAUAUUUGAUGAAUAAGUUAAAUUGAAACAAAAAGAACCAGGCUCUCAAGAAAAAGUUUAAGAUUUUUGGGAACAUGCUAAAAAGAAUUUGCUUAAUGAUAAAUUGAUUAAGAGAGUUAGAGAUUUUAAAGAAGAAUAAAUUAAAUCUAUUACACCUAUUAGAAUUUAAAAAAUUAAAGGACUUUAAUUAGAUGAUAAAGUAUUUAAUGCCUCAAAAGCUGCAGGAAAUCUAAGUUUAUGGAUUAGAGCUGUUGUUGAUACUUUUGAAGCCUACUUAAUUGUUGAUCCAAAAUAAAUUCUAUUAAAAAAUGCAGUUUAAUAAUUACAAGUUACUGAAUAAGCAUUAAAAGAAAAAAACGAUGCUUUAAAAGAAAUCUUAAGAUUUUUAAAUGCUCUUUAAAAUGAUUACAAUUAAGCUAAAUUAGAAAAAGAUUAACUCUAAGAGGAUGUUAAUAGAUGUUAAAUAUAACUUGAAAGAGCAGAAAAACUAAUAAGUGGAUUGAUUUAAGAAAAAGAGAGUUGGAGACAAAAAGCUAAUUAAUAUCAAUAAAAUAAACAAUUUUUAUAAGGUGAUUGCAUGUUAUCUAGCGCAAUUAUUACAUUUUUUGGACCAUUUCCUCUUGGAUUCAGAGAUUCUAUUUUGGAAUAAUUUAAGGUUUAAUUAUAAAAUAUACCAUUUAGUUAGAAUUUUUAAUUAUAAAAUACACUCUCCAAUCAGAUAAUAGUUGGAUAAUGGAUCAAUCAAAUGAAAUUACCUAAUGAUUAACUAUCAAUUGAUAAUGCUAUAAUUAUUUAAAAUUCUACUAAAUGGAUUUUACUUAUCGAUCCUUAAAAUCAAGGAUCUUAAUGGUUAUAAAUAUGGAAUGAAAAAUUAAAUUCCUAGUUCAAUUUAGAAAAUUGUAUGUAGAUUGGUCAUCCAGUUUUAUUGUAAGAGCCAGAAGAAAGUCAGAUACCAUUUCCUUAUGGAACAUUUGCUAAAUUAAACGAUAAAAAGAUUGACUUACAUUCAGAUUUUAGACUUUUUAUAUAAAGCAAGAAUCCAUAAUACAGCCCAGAAAUUUGUAUUCACUUGAAAUUUAUUAAUUUUGAAGUAACAUAAGAAGGAUUAGAGGAUUUCCUAUUAAAUUAUAUAAUAGGAGUAGAAGAACCUCUAAAAGAAGAAAUCAGGCAAAAGAAUAUCAGAGAUUAUUAUGAAAACAAACAAAAAUAAUAACAAACAGAGGAUUCAAUCUUAAAAUUAUUGCAUGGAACACAUGGCAAUAUUUUAGAAGAUGAAACCUUGAUUUUAACUUUGUAGAAAUCCAAAAAUGAGUAAAUUGAAAUUGAGGAUAAAUUAAAAAAAGCAGAAAAUGAUAAAGAAAUUUUCUAAAAGAUUUCUAAUUUAUACAAAACUAUUACAAAAAAAAUAUCCAUAAUUUAUCUUGUUAUUAGAGAUUUAUAGAAAUUAGAAUUUGUUUAUAUUUGGUCCUUGGAAAAAUACAUACAACUUUUUGAUUAAUCAAUUAAAGCAUUUAAAUCUAUUUCUUAAAGUCAAUAAGUUGAAAAGAAUAAAUUUAUUUUCUAACAAUUCACAAAGUUACUUUACUCAUCAAUUUGCUAAUCACUUUUAGAAAAGGAUAAGCUAACAUUUACAACUAUGCUUUUCUUUAAAAUAUUAUUAAUAGAAAAUAUUAUCACUCAAUAAGAAAUCAACUUUUUACUAAAUUUACAUUCUAAUUAUACUUUAAUUCAAAGUUAGAUUUAAUGUCCAGAGUAUUUUACUUAAUCAUAGUGGAAUUAAUUAAAUGAUUAUGCAUUUUAAUUCAAAAAUGAUCAAAUAAUUCGAAAAUUAAAAGAUCACUAUUUUGAAUUUAUGAAUAAUAAUUAUGAGUUAGAACUUAAACCAUUUCAUUUACUUAUAAUAACAAAGAUAGUUAAACCAUAUUAAUUUAUAUUUUAACUUUAAUAGACAAUUGAGUAUUAUCUCGAUAAAAAUUUUACAAUUAUCCCCUAAUUUAACAUAGAACCCUUAAAGAUUUAAUCAAAUACACCUAUAUUAUUUAUUUUAUCUUCUGGAUCAGAUCCACUUAAUUUUGUUAGAAGAGAAGCAGUAAUUGAGAAAAUUAAAUUAUAAACAUUAUCAUUGGGGUAAGGAUAAAAUUAAAUAGCAGAAAUGAGCAUCAAAAAAGCAAUUGAAGAAAAUUCUUGGAUAAUAAUAUAAAAUUUACAUUUAGCAAAAAGUUUUAUGAAAUUAAUUGAAUAAAUAUAUGAAAAUGAAUUGUAAAAGGUUUAAAAUGAUUCAAAGUUCAGAUUAUUUUUAACAACAAAUCCAAUAGAUUAAUUUUCAAUUUAAUUAUUGUAAAAAUCUGAAAAAUUUACAUUUUAAUACCCUUAGGGAUUUAAGAAUAAUUUGUUAAGAAUAUAUUCAUCUAUUUAAGAAAAGCAUUUCAAUGAUAAAUCAUUAUAAUAUAAAAGUUAGCUAUUUGGUUUGGCUUAGUUUCAUUCAAUAGUAUUGGGAAGAAAAAAGUUUGGAAACAUAGGAUGGAAUUAAAGUUAUGAUUUUUCUUAAGCAGAUUUAGAGAUAUCAUAAAAGUAACUUUUAGAUUAUGAUAUGGAAGGUUUGAAAUAUUUAAUUAGUGAACUAAAUUAUGGAGGAAGAGUUAUAGAUAAUAAUGAUAGAUUAUUAUUAAAGAUAUUAUUAGAUAAAUAUUUAGUAAUUGAAGAUUCAGAAUAUCCAAUGAUGUUGAAUGAUUAUUUAGAUUAGAUAAAUGAUAUUCCUUAUUUAGAUGAUAAUCAAUUAUUUGGUUUACAUUUAAAUGCUGAAAUCAAUUAUAAAAUUAGUGAAGUAAAUGAUUUAAAUGAAAAGUUAAAUAAUAUAAACAAUGUUUUAAACAUAAAUGAUUAAGGGGAGUAACUUAAAACACUGAUAUCAUCAAUAUCUUUAAGUUUUUUAUAAUAUGAUAAUUUAGAACAUCAAUAUGCUACUCCUUUAAAUACAAUUCUUAUAUAGGAAUGCUGUAGAUUUAAUAAAUUGAUUAUUUAAAUAACAAAUGAUUUAGAAUUUAUUUUAAAAUCAUUGGAUGGAUUAGAGGUUAUGAAUUAAGAAAUGGAACAAAUAUGUUAUGAAUUACUAUAAGGAGUAAUUCCAUCUAUAUGGUUAUAAAAAUCAUAUUUGACAACAAAUAAUCUGAUAAAUUAUAUCGAAAAUUUAUAGGAAAGAAUUAAAUAUUUUUAGAAAUGGAUAGAAAAUGGAAUUCCAGAAUUAAUAAACAUAUCUUAUUUUUUCUAUCCUCAAACAUUUUUGACAGGUGUGAAAUAAGAUUUUGCAAGAAAGAACUCAGUUCCGGUUGAUACAUUAAACUUUGAAUUCAAAAUUAGUAAUCAUAAUUUUGAAGGUUAUUUGAUUGAAGGAUUACUUUUUGAUUAAUGUUAAUGGGAUGAAGAGUAAUAAACAAUUGUUGAACCUAAAAUUAAUGUAUUAUAUUCAUAAGUUCCUAUUAUUUCAAUCAAUCUAACGACUUAGUUUUAAAAUUUUGAAGAUCAUUUACAAAUUCCUGUGUAUAAUACAAACAAAAGAAAUAAAAAGAUUAUGGACAUCUCCAUAAAAACUAAUGAACCACCAGAAUUUUGGAUUAUUAGGGGUGUUGCUGUAAUUUGUUAAAACUGA